GCGUUCGGGCGGCGCGAGACGCUGCGGCGCCACGAGCGCAUCCACACCGGGGAGAAGCCGCACGAGUGCGGGGUGUGCGGGAAGCGCUUCCGCGAGUCCUUCCACCUGCGCAAGCACCGCGUGGUGCACACGCGGGAGCGGCCCUACCGCUGCGACCUGUGCGGCAAGACCUUCGGCUACCCCCAGAGCCUCACGCGGCACCGCCAGGUGCACCGCCUGCCGCUGCCCGCGCCGCCCCCGCCGCCCGGCGAGGCCCCCGCCCCCGGCGCGCUGGGCUGCGGCGCCUGCGGGCAGCGCUUCCCCGACCUGCUCCGCGCCGCCGCCGCCGCCGCCGCCCAGCAGGACCCGCUGCCAGGACCCCCGGCCGAGCGCCCGCCCGGCUGCGACACCUGCGGGCAGGUGUUCGGCUUCCUGGAGAACCUCGUGUGGCACCGCCUGGUGCACCCGGCGCCGCCGGAGCGGCCGGCGGUCGCGACGGCGGCGUUGACGGGAGGUGACCCCCCGGCGCCCGCCGAGGCGCCGCGGGCGGCGCCGCCGCGUCCCGGGCGCUUCCCCUGCGGCACCUGCGGGCGCAGCUUCAAGCGGUUCCUGGCGCUGGUGACGCACAAGUACGUGCACCUGGCACGGCGGCCGCGGGCCUGCGGGGCCUGCGGGCAGCGCUGCGCCGGCGCCUACGAGCUGCUGCUGCACCGCCGGCGCCACCUGCGCCAGCGGCCCUGGCCCUGCGGCGGCUGCGGGCGCCGCUUCUGGGCGGCCGCGCUGCUCCGGCGGCACCGGCGCCGCUGCCUCGCCCGGCUGCGCUGCCGCACCUGCGGCCGCGCUUUCCGCCGCGCCGGCGCCCUGCGGCGGCACCGGGCCGGCCACGCCGGCGCCCUGCGCUGCCCGCGCUGCGCCAAGCGCUUCGCCCACCCCGCCGGCUUGGCCGAGCACCAGCGCCGGCACCGCCCGGCGCGGCCGCGGCGCUGCCGGACCUGCGGGGAGAGCUUCGGGCGGCGCUCGGAGCUGCUGGAGCACCGGCGGCGCCACCUGGGCGAGGACGUUUACCGGUGCGAGCGCUGCGGGAAGAGCUUCUUCUACCUGUCGUCCAUCCUGCGGCACCAGCGCGGCCACGCGCGGCGCCGGGGGCUGCGCUGCCCCGCCUGCUGCCGCCGCUUCGCCGACGCCCGGCGCCUGCGCCGGCACCUGGCCGGACACGAGGCCGGGCGGCCCUUCCCGUGCCGCACCUGCGGCGAGGCCUUCGCCGCCCCCGAGGGGCUGCGGCAGCACCGGCGGCUGCGGCACCGCCAGGACGCGGCUGGGGCGGCCCAGGGGGACUGA
Messenger RNA from Empidonax traillii (willow flycatcher), 1317 nucleotides. RefSeq names its product zinc finger protein 865-like. The record is from RefSeq and is a predicted model, not a curated record. NCBI's taxonomy places the organism in Eukaryota, Metazoa, Chordata, Aves, Passeriformes, Tyrannidae. Gene Ontology annotation, biological process: regulation of cytokine production; negative regulation of transcription by RNA polymerase II; regulation of immune system process. The annotation marks the transcript as partial. The transcript has a single exon.